AUGUCUCCUCAUCGCCCGCAUCUCCACAACCCACUACCUCCUCUCUCUGACGCUACCCUGUUCACUCGCCAGCUGGAGGAUAAGGCGAAGCCGGUGUCCGGUGGUUGCACUGCUGUAGGAAUUCAGGAUCUUGAAUGGCGCGCUCCUAAGAACCAAUUACCUGAAGAUAGUCCAGGAGGGCUUGGUGUGUAUGGAGUUUCUAACAGUCUCUACAAUGUUGAGGGAGGACACCGUGCUAUUGUUUUCAACCGUAUUGUUGGGAUCAAAGAUAAGGUGUAUCCUGAAGGGACGCACAUAAUGAUCCCAUGGUUUGAAAGGCCUGUCAUUUAUGAUGUCCGGGCUCGACCACAUCUAGUGGAGAGCACAUCAGGCAGUCGUGACCUUCAGAUGGUCAAGAUUGGUCUUCGUGUUCUCACCCGUCCUGUACCCGACCAGUUGCCCACCAUUUAUCGAACUCUUGGUGAAAACUACAACGAAAGAGUCCUGCCUUCAAUAAUCCACGAGACUCUGAAAGCUGUUGUUGCUCAAUACAAUGCAAGUCAGCUCAUUACCCAGAGAGAGAAUGUCAGUAGGGAAAUCAGGAAAAUAUUGACCGAGAGAGCUGCAUUCUUCAACAUUGCACUGGAUGAUGUGUCAAUUACCAGCCUGACCUUUGGAAGGGAAUUCACUGCAGCCAUAGAAGCUAAGCAGGUAGCUGCACAAGAAGCUGAGAGAGCCAAAUUUGUGGUCGAAAAGGCCGAGCAAGACAAGCGCAGUGCAAUUAUUAGAGCUCAGGGAGAGGCCAAGAGUGCCCAGCUGAUUGGUCAAGCUAUUGCCAACAACCCGGCUUUUAUCACGCUCAGGAGAAUCGAAGCAUCCAGGGAAAUUGCGCACACACUUUCUUCUUCAAACAACAAGGUGUACUUGAACUCGGAUGAGCUUUUGUUGAACCUUCAGGAUCUGUCCUUGAAAGGUGGAAAAAACUGA
Molecule: messenger RNA, 966 nt
Organism: Striga hermonthica
Lineage: Eukaryota; Viridiplantae; Streptophyta; Magnoliopsida; Lamiales; Orobanchaceae
Source: the annotation of a GenBank genome assembly